Molecule: messenger RNA, 943 nt
Organism: Salvia hispanica
Lineage: Eukaryota; Viridiplantae; Streptophyta; Magnoliopsida; Lamiales; Lamiaceae
Source: RefSeq, a predicted model, not a curated record
UCAGCACUUGGAAGUUUGGAGACCCUAAAAAAGAGAUCUACAAGCCUGCUUCUGUGUACACAGAAUUUGGGCGUAUGAUCAUAGAGAUUGAAUUGGAGGACUGCAAUGCUUUAGCUUUAACGCGUGCUAGCCAAUUACAAUCAACUAAUGAUGUUAAGCUUCGUGUUGCUGCCUCUUCUUCUUUUCACGAGAAACCAACAACUUUCACAUGUGAAAGGGAUGGAGCUGGCUAUAUAUCUCGGCUGGAAAGAUCCAACUCAGGCGAUGAGGAUACGGACAAAGGGGAUGAUUUUGAUGAGAUGGCCAAUUGGGGAGAGGAUGGUGAAGGCAAGGGUGAUGACAAGGAUACAGAUGAAGAGAGUGAUGAUGAAUAUUCGCCUAAUUCCGAGGAUACAGAGGAAGAGGAUUGUUAUGGUGAUUAUAAGGAUACAAAGGAAGAUGAUUUCGACGAUGAAGAUUACAAGGCUCUGUUCGGAAGAGUGGAGGAUGAUGAAGAUUAUGAGGAUACUGAGGAAGAGGAUUCAGACAAUGAGGAUUAUAAGGAUACUGAGGAAGAGGAAGAGGACGAGGAUGAUGAUGAUUAUAAGAAUACAGAUGAUGAUGAAGAUUACAAGGAUACUGAGGAAGAUGAUUCAGACGAUGAUGAUUAUAAGGAUACCGAGGAAGAGGAUUCAGACGAUGAAGAUUAUAAGGAUACUGAGAAAGAGGAUUCGGACGAUGAAGAUCGUGAGGAUUUAGAGGAAGAGAAUUAUGAUGAAGAUUAUGAGGAUACUGAGGAAGAGGAAUAUUUUGAGGAUAUAUAUGAGGAUGCUAUGGAAAGGAUGGAGAAGAUUAUGUGAGGAUACAGAUGAUGAGAACAAGGAAUAGAAUGAUUAAAAGAAUAAUUGAGCUAAAUAUUCAGUGACCAAAUUGUAAUCCGACUUAUACAUAUUUUUUAAAUGAA